AAAGCACAUGGUCCCAAUUCUAUGUUCUAUAAAGACGGCUAAAGAAGGAAAGAGCCAUUGGCUUUCUAUUUUCGUAAUGCUGUUCACAAAAGUGACUUGUUAGUCAAACUGAUAAACUCCUUGGCCAACAAGGAUCACGACCAGACAAAAUCCUUGCAACCCAAGCUUACGGUCCCAAUUCUAUGCUCUAUAAAGUCAUUUACGAACAGGUGAAAUAACCAACCCCAUUUAUCAUUCUCAUCAUUCAAUUCAGCCUACAACAUGAAGAGGGAGGCUCGCCAACAUGGUAUGGUUAGGACUUAUCCGGUCCUGCUAUCUCCAUGGAACCCGAAAUCCAAAUCACGCUCCAUUCAAAGACUCGAUUCACUCCCGUUUGCCGGAUUAUUUUCCAGUGUGUCAUCAAAACCCAGCAACCAUUCCAAGUUUACGGGAAAAUGUGGUAGGCCACAAUGUCUUGGGUGUCACCUGAAUCCGGUGAGUAAGUCCAAGGACAAGACCAAGGGUACUCGAAAGCUUAGGACAAGUAAUAUGGUGGUAAGUCCUAGGCUGAUUACUUGGCGGGUUGUGGAUCGGCGACCAGGUUUGAAGUUUUCUGGGUUUUCUGCUACGGGGAUUUUGGAACAUUUAUAUAGUGGUAUUGAACAAGAUGAGAUUGAUGAUCAUGUAAACGAUCAUGACGAUGACUAUGAUAAUGGUGGUACAUGUGCUCUUGUUGAUGGUGAUGAUAAUGAUUUCAUGGCAAAUUUUUGGUCUCUACAUGAGAAAGAGAUUGAAGAAUAUGUUGAUGAUGAAGACAAAAUUGAUAGUGAUGACAAUGAUUUUAUGGCAAUUUUUUGGUCUCUACAUGAGAAAGAGAUUGAAGAAUAUGUUGAUGAUGAAGACAAAAUUGAUAGUGAUGAUAAUGAUUUUAUGGCAAUUUUUUGGUCUCUACACGAGAAAGAGAUUGAAGAAUAUGUUGAUGAUGAAGAGAAAAUUGAUAGUAAUGAUAAUGAUGAUGAUGAUGAUGAUGCUAUGAGUAUUUGUGAUGUGGGAUUCAUGAUAGACCAAAAUGAGGAAGAUGAAGGCUGGUGUUUAUUGAGAGAGACGUGAUCGGGCUUGUUUGUAUUUUUUUUUUUUUCUUUUUUUGAAGUUCUUGAAUUAUUCAUGUAAUUAUGAGAAGUUUGGGUUUAAGUUUUGGUAACCUAAUUCUCUAUCAAGUAAUCUUUUUUAUAAAAAAAUUAAAAUUUUAAUUACCAAACAAGUAUUAUGCUUGCUCCAUAUCAUGUAUCAUGGCCCAACAAGUUUGAAAAUAUUUUAUUAAACAGUG
Molecule: messenger RNA, 1306 nt
Organism: Durio zibethinus
Lineage: Eukaryota; Viridiplantae; Streptophyta; Magnoliopsida; Malvales; Malvaceae
Source: RefSeq, a predicted model, not a curated record